Tuber aestivum (summer truffle) is the source of this 6374-nucleotide messenger RNA. The record is from the annotation of a GenBank genome assembly. Lineage: Eukaryota; Fungi; Ascomycota; Pezizomycetes; Pezizales; Tuberaceae.
AUGUCGUUCUCUAAUCGGCAUUCGAUAUAUUCUACUACCUCAGCAUCACCUUAUGGUGGUAAUGCUGCACAAACUUCUGGAACCGUCACGACUUCUUCCCUGCUUUCUGCUCUUCACAAUGCCUACCAAUCCGGUAUUCCUCAUGCUCUCGAUGCGAGCACGGUUUUGGUUGUCAAUUCGAGCAAUAGUGGUGGGACAGGAGGUUUCGGCACCGGUGUAAUUGACGAGACACUUGGAACGAGAGCUUGGGAACACGCCAGACGACGAGCAGAGGACCAGACAAUCCUCCUGGGGUAUGCUUCCAUCUCCCCAUCCCAUCGUUUGAUUUCAGCUGUUUGGCCCUCCUGCACUGGCUUCGGUACUGGGGGAUGGUUUACUAACUUCGUUUUUCGCAGAUCUCUCCAUUCAAACGCCCCCUCCCUGCUUCUGCCACUUCUUGGAACUCUCCCAUCGCCCCCCGACAUCUUGAAUACAUCUCUUGCGUUGGUAUCUGCGUUCACUUCAUGCCUGACACCUUCCUCUCCCUUCCCCGUUCCUUAUCACAACGGACUUGCCGUUACCCUGCAAAUAUCUCUCUCUGGAUCCAUUACCGGUGCCCAUAUUUCCGUUUCGGCUGCUGGCCUCGACACCCAAAACGGCCUCCUUCGAAUCCCAGCUCAGGCGGGGUAUCGGGCGUUCGAUGUUUUCUAUUACCUGCUUUCGGCAGCAUCGACCCCAGCCGAGAGGCAAGGCCUAGGCCUGCAAUCAGCUGAGAAGUAUUCUUUGUUGGCCAGAAGCGGCACAUAUUCUCUUCCUAGCUACCUCCCAACUGCGGAUGAUUCUGCGGCCGCAGAGGAUUGGAGGGCCAACCUCAGGGCGGUCGGGAUCAAGGGAAGCCUUCUUCGGGGGCUGCUCUCGGCUCUUGCUGGGAUCUUAAAGCUCGGUAAUGCACUUGGCUUAUUAGUCGAUGAGGAGAUUAUUGAAGAAGUAUGCGAAGAUGUUUCAGGACUCCUGGGUAUUGAGCCGGAGAUACUGGCUAAAAAGGUUGGUGAUGGGGAGAGAGAACUAUUCAUUGCGGUUGUCUACGAGGCCAUUGUCGAAUGGAUCGUGGCGAGGGCAAACGAGGCCAUCGCGGCAGACUUUGCGGCUAGGAAGGAAGCUGAGUCGAGCUCCGAAGAUAGCCAGGAAGGUGAUACCGUACAAAUAACCGUUCUCGAGUUACCAAAUGAAAAAAUGGCCAAGGCUCUGUGCCUCAAAGGUGUCUUUGACGACGAGGGCGGUCUCAACGUGGAGAUGAAACUGGACGGCGUCGAGAUACCGAGCGUUAGCGGGACUGUCCACCGAGAAAUGAAGGGCUCGUGGGCCGAGGCCGAAAAGGAGGGAUUAGUGGGCAAUAGCCGGGAGAGCGAGUAUGAGAGGGACCGGCGGGAAAGUGUCGUUGAGAAGACUGGCCGGGAUGCCGAGGAAGGUGGGUUUUUGAAAGAAUUGCUAUUCCCUGGCGAAUUUGGUCGAUCCCCAGGGGCUGUGAAGUUUGAAACAACCCAACUACUCGCCGCUAGUAGAGUUUGGUGGCAUUUAUCACUCUUCCCGUCGGAUGGUAUCCCAUCCGGUCUUCAGCCGGCUCCCUGGUCCGCUUCUGCAGUUAGUAGGCAACUGAGGAGUUGGAGACUGCCAGAAUGGGCCAAUCGUCGAACAAAGCAUCUUGACUUCACCGCCGACUUUGAUUUCGACGAAUUUGCUGUUCGAUACUCUCCCUUGGGUUGCACAAGCGGUAGAGAUGGGGUUGAGAGCUGGGUCAUUGAGAGAGGAUGGAGCAACGGGGAGGUAGUUGUUGGGCGGGAGAGGGUAUGGAUGAGGGAGGGGAGCUGGUGGGAAGCAGAGAACAUGCUUGAUUUGAAGCAGCCGGGGGUCCCACCGAGUAUGAUGGGAAUGAACGCCGGGCCUAUGGAAGCCGGCUAUACUCAUAACACCAACGGAAGUAGUUACUUUGGACCAAUAGGAGGAAUGGGAGUGAGCCCACCUGGCUCGACCUCCCAGCUUUUGCAAAACCAGGGCAGCGCGGGAGGCAGAGGACUUCUUGGAAGUUCUCCUCUUGGCCACAAUCAGGACAGUUCUGAGCAGGGAGCGCUUUUAUCCAAAGACGAGCAAGAACAUUAUGCUAGGAAACUUGACCUAGAAACGGCCGGUGGGGCCAAGCACGUUGAAAGUGUCCCUACGUCGAAAACCCGGAAAAUAUGGGUUGCCGUGGUGUGGGCAAUGACUUGGUGGAUUCCUAGCCUUUCCCUCCGAUUCGUUGGUAGAAUGAAGAGACCAGAUGUCCGAAUGGCUUGGAGAGAAAAAUUUGUUCUUUUCUUCCUUAUCUUCGUCUUGAACGCUGCAAUCGUCUUCUGGAUUGCCUUUUUCGCUAAACUUCUUUGUCCGGACUACGAUAGAGCUUGGAACCAGGGGGAGGUCCGGUAUCAUCAAGGAGAGAACGAUUUCUGGGUCAGUAUUCAUGGCCAUGUAUACGAUGUCACCUCUUUCUGGACCCUCCAACACAGCGAUUCCAAUAUCAAGACUACUAGGGAAAAUAUGAUUGAUUUUGCUGGCUUGGACCUCUCCCCGUACUUCCCACCUCCAAUUAACCUUGGAUGCUCGGACUUCGUACAGUCCAAUUUGAUCAACAUGCAAUAUAACGACACCUCUGCUCAACGGCUCGUUGUUGGUGUUCAUGCUUCGGGUCCGAGGAAUGCCCAGGAUCCCACCUCCAAGCUCCAUUCCGCUGAUUGGUACUCCCAGACCUUUCUUCCAAGGAUUAAGGAGUACCGGAAGGGCGACCUCGUCUGGGAUCGCAAGACGAUCAAGAAGGAUGGCGUAGCAUUUAAUAAGCCUUGGGGAAUUAUCGACGGAAGGGUCUAUGAUCUCACGGAUUACCUCUAUACCGCCGACCAGAACCCUAACUCUGGCGCUGCCAAUGUCCCCAACUACAACUAUCUUGGAUCGGCCCUCGAAGACAUCUUCAAGAACAACCCGGGCUCCGAUCUCACCAAGCAGUUCCGCGAGCAAUUGAACUCCACUGCUCAGGCCCAGACCCUCAGAUGCCUCAAUAACCUCUUUUACAUUGGCAAAACCGAUUUCAGGAAAACUGCUAAAUGUCAGGUCAACAGUUACAUUCUUCCUGCAUUUGCUGGUAUCAUUUCCGCCGUUAUCCUUGCCAAGUUCUUGGCUGCUCUUCAGCUUGGAUCUAAGCGUCGUCCCGCUAUGCAAGAUAAGUUUGUUAUCUGCCAGGUUCCUGCCUAUACAGAGGGUGAAGACCAACUCCGCAAGGCCCUUGAUUCUUUGACUGCGCUGAACUACGACAAUAAGAGAAAGUUGCUUUGUGUUGUCUGCGAUGGUAUGAUUGUUGGGGGAGGCAACGAUAGGCCUACACCUAACAUUAUCCUUGACAUCCUUGGCGUUGACCCCAAGAUUGAUCCCCCUGCCCUUCCGUUCAAGAGCGUUGGGGAAGGAAGUGCUCAGCUCAACUACGGAAAGGUCUACUCUGGCCUCUAUGAGUACGAAGGGUGUGUCGUUCCUUAUGUGGUUGUCGUUAAGGUCGGGAAGCCAUCUGAGCACGGGAAGUCGAAGCCCGGUAAUCGCGGCAAACGUGAUUCUCAAGUCCUCCUUCUGGAUUUCCUUAACCGUGUUCACCACCGUACCCCCAUGUCCCCUCUUCAGCUAGAAAUGUUCCACCAAAUCAACAAUAUCAUUGGUGUUGAUCCCGAGCUCUACGAAUACCUUCUCAUGGUUGACGCCGAUACUAGCGUCAAGGAGGAUUCUCUGAACAGGCUCGUGGCUGCAUGCGCGAAUGAUGGUAAGAUCGCGGGUAUUUGUGGGGAGACUAGUUUAGAAAACGAGGAACGCAGUUGGUGGACUAUGAUCCAAGUUUACGAAUACUAUAUCUCUCAUCAUCUUGCCAAAGCUUUUGAGAGCUUGUUCGCUUCCGUCACUUGUUUGCCUGGUUGGUAAGUACAGUUUGGCCCCUGUUGGGAGGAGAGCUAGGCUGAUCAUUUUAGUUUCUGCAUGUAUCGUUUGCGCACUCCUGACAAGGGCCGUCCGCUUAUCAUAUCCAACAAGGUCAUUGACGAGUACUCAGAUGGCAAUGUCGAUACUCUGCAUAAGAAGAAUUUGCUGUCUCUUGGAGAAGAUCGUUACCUUACCACCCUUAUGACCAAGCACUUUCCCUACAUGAGCUACAAGUUUGUCCCCGAUGCUUUUGCACACACCGCUGCUCCUGAAACCUGGAGUGUUUUGCUCUCCCAGAGACGUCGUUGGAUCAACUCGACCAUUCACAACUUGUUCGAACUGUUUUUCCUUAAGGAGAUGUGCGGAUUCUGCUUCUUCUCUAUGAGAUUUGUCGUGUUCCUGGACUUGAUGGGAACUAUUAUCCUUCCGGCUACCUGUGUCUACUUCGGUUUCCUCAUCUAUGUGAUUGCAAGCAAGACAGGCCCUAUGCCGAUUCUCUCGCUGGUCAUGAUUGCAGUUGUAUAUGGUCUCCAGGCAAUCAUCUUCAUCAUAAAGCGGCAGUGGCAGCAUGUUGGUUGGAUGGUCAUCUACAUCUUGGCAUUCCCGAUCUACUCUUUUAUCCUUCCUGUCUACUCUUUCUGGGCCCAGGAUGACUUCUCGUGGGGUAACACGCGUAUCGUAAUUGGCGAAAGUGGGGAUAAGAAGAUCGUGGCAACUGAAGACGAAGGCUUCGAUCCCACGAGCAUCCCUCUUCAGACUUGGGAUGAUUAUGCAGCUCAAAACUCUCUUCCCGGGCGUCGUGGCGGUGCACCUGAGAAGUUUUCUAGCGGAUAUGAGGAUGGUGUUGAGCUUGAUGACAUUCAAUCGACAUACUCCUCCGUCAAGCCUGCCUCCACCAUUCUUACUGGUCUGCCUCAGAUGCGCAGUGCUCAUCCCUACAUGCCUCCUCAAUCGCCAGCCUUCCAGAACAAUAGACAAUCUACUUACUCGGCUUAUACCAACUUCACCGCUCAUCCGGGUGAUCAUAAUCAGCACCAACGCCUCAUGUCUAUGGGCGGUAUGAGCAACCGGGAUUACUGGCAGGAUGGCCAUGGAAACCGUGGCACCAUGAGCGCCGGAUUGCCGAGCCCUGAUAACUUGCUGGCUACGCAUACCCCGCCUAGAGCCACUAGUCGUAGUCCUCUUGAAUUUGGUAGUAGGCCGGUUAGUCAAAUAGAUUUUAUGAGAGCCGGGGGAGGACCAGAUGACGAGUUGAUUGUUGAUGCAAUUAGAGCAGUCCUCAGAGAGGUGGAUUUGGAGACUGUGACAAAGAAGCAAGGUGCGUUUUGAGCCCAUCUCCGCAUGUAAGUUGUUUCGAAGACUGACAUUGUGCAAUUCAGUGAGAGCAUUGGUCGAACAGAGGCUACAGACCGAGUGCCAAGGAGAGAGGCGAACCUUCCUCGACCGACAAAUCGAUACUGAGCUCGCAAACAUGCCAAUGUAGAUAAAGGCCGGUUAGCUUUCGGUCACGUCUUUCGUUUCUUGGGGGAGGUUGUUUUUGUUUUUGCCAUCCGUUUUUGCCAUUCUUUUCUCAUGUAUAAUUGCAGUGGAAGUUUCGCCGCUAUCACUGUUUAUGGCUCGUUACAAGGAGGGCCCUGGGAUGUGGGGUGGGGGUGUAGGCGGGUGGAUGGAAGUAUGAGACAGGGCAGUAAUGGAAGUCGAAGGGUGGCGCAGUGAUUUAGGGGUUGUAUUUUCUUGUGGGAAGUAGUUGUUUUUGCAUAAAAAGGGAAAAGGGGGGCGGAACAAGGGUACCGGAAGGCCGAAAUCAUGGAGUUGUCUUUUUCUUUUCUUUUCCUCUCAUACCCUGUUUUUUUUUCACAUUAUUUUACAUGAUAUCCUUAUUUAGUUUACGUUCGUUUGUUUCUCUUAUCUCCACAUGUUGUAGCCAAGAUGUCUUCCUGUUUAUCCGUCUUUUGUUUUGGGUUCGCCGAGCCUAGUGUCGUUCGCCCGCCAACGCGAAAAAAGGUCACACUUUGCUACCAUCUGAUGGUUGCUGCCGCACUGUCACGUCGGUCUAUCCUCCCUCUCUUUGUCCAGCUUUGUAAUACAAGUAAAACCACGUCUGAACCUAUCCCCCCGCUCAUUUUUGUACGGUAGGUUAUUCUCUCUACUCAGCUCUGCCUGUCUCGGCUUUCCGGUUCCGGAAUCACAUGGCGAAAGGUCACCCCACCGCCACACCGCACGGCAGCGCCGACUCAAUGCGGCUGAUGAAAGUGUGGCUCUAUUCACCUAGACUGCCAAUACCACACUCCACUCGAUGACGGAGUGCAAAUCCUGUAGAUGGGGGCUUCCUCGCCCGGGGGUGGAGUACCGAAGUGCUGGGUCGAGAUCUGGUGUUGGAAUGCGCGCACCGGACCCGCAAGUGCCAGUUC